Amaranthus tricolor (Joseph's coat) is the source of this 2260-nucleotide messenger RNA. Its product is annotated as boron transporter 4-like. Gene Ontology annotation, molecular function: solute:inorganic anion antiporter activity. The transcript is spliced from 12 exons. The record is from RefSeq and is a predicted model, not a curated record. Gene Ontology annotation, cellular component: plasma membrane. Gene Ontology annotation, biological process: monoatomic ion homeostasis; transmembrane transport; monoatomic anion transport. Bases 1 to 2079 code for a protein of 692 amino acids. Lineage: Eukaryota; Viridiplantae; Streptophyta; Magnoliopsida; Caryophyllales; Amaranthaceae.
AUGGAGAAUAUAAGAGCUCCAUUCCGAGGAAUUAAAAGCGAUAUUCAAGGAAGAAUUUCAUGUUAUAAGCAAGAUUGGAUUAACGGUUUGCAAUAUGGAUUCGGGAUACUUACUCCUGCGACCUCCAUCAGUUUUGCAUCUGCUCUUCCUGCUAUAGCAUUUGGUGAACUGUUAAGUAAAAAAACAGGUGGGAGUCUGAGCUCAGUGCAAACAUUAUCUUCGGCAGCGAUUUGUGGGCUGCUGCACUCACUAUUUGGAGGACAACCACUUCUAAUACAAGGAGUUGCUGAACCAACUGUUCUUAUGUAUACCUUUUUGUUUGCUUUUGCUAAACAAAGGGAGGAUUUAAAGCAUCACUACUUGGCUUGGACAGCAUGGGUUUGUGUGUGGACAGCUGUUUUGCUGCUGUUAUUAGCGAUUUUUAAUGCCUGUGCAGUCAUUGAUCGGUUCACAAGAAUAGUAGAAGAACUUAUUGAAAUGUUAAUUGCUCUGCUCUUUAUCCAAGAGAGUAUCAAGGGGAUUUUAAGUGAGUUUCAAGUGCCCAAAGGGAAAGAUCCAGACAUUAAGGCGUACGAGUUCGAGUGGCUUUACUCAAAUGGAUUGCUUGCCAUCCUAUUUUGUCUAGGCUUUCUCUAUACUGCCUUCAAAACUAGAAAAGCAAGAUCAUGGUGGUAUGCAACAGGCUAUAUAAGAAAUUUUGUUGCGAAUUUCGGGGUUCCAUUGAUGAUAGUAGUGUGGACAGCGUUGUCGUAUGGUGUACCAAGCAAAGUUCCUUCUGGAGUUCCUAGAAGAUUAUUUAGUCCUCAUCCUUGGGAUUCUGAUUCUUUGCAUCCUUGGACUAUUGCCAAGAAAAUGGGAGAAGUGCCAGGAAGAUACAUCCUAGGGGGCUUAAUACCAGGAAUAAUGGUAGCAGGACUAUUCUUUUUCGAGCAUAACGUGGCUUCAAAAAUGGCACAACAAAAAGAUUUUAAUCUCAAGAAUCCUUCUGCUUAUCACUAUGAUAUAUUUCUUCUUGCCUUUAUGACUUUGGUUUGUGGAUUGCUUGGACUUCCUCCUUCUUAUGCUCUUCUUCCUCAUUCUCCCAUGCACACCAAGAGCCUUGCUGUCCUCAAGAGAGAGUUGCUUAGAAGAAAAAUGGUGGAAAGUGCUAAAGCAAGUAUACGUGAAAGGGCGAGCAACUCUGAAAUUUAUGGCAAUAUGCAAGCUAUUUUCCUUGAAAUGGACAUGAACAAAUUGACAAAUGCAUUAGUUAAGGAGCUAGAAGAUUUAAAGCAAGUAGUGAUGAAAGGAGAAAGUGAUGAAAAAAAUGGGAAUGUAACAUUUGAUCCUGAGAAGCACAUUGAAAGCUACUUACCAGUCCGAGUCAACGAGCAAAGAUUGAGCAAUCUUUUGCAAUCCCUUUUCCUUGCAUUCUCAAUUUUUGCCAUGCCUGCCCUAAAAAGAAUGCCAUCUUCACUUCUUUGGGGUUAUUUUGCUUACAUGGCCAUUGAUAGUCUUCCUGGUAACCAAUUUUGGGAAAGAAUUCAACUUCUUCUUGUCAAUAAGAGUAGAUUACACAAGGUAUUGAAGAGGAACCAUGCUUCAUAUGUUGAAACAGUCCCAUUUAAAAGCAUAGUAGCAUUUACAAUAUUUCAACUAACAUACUUGCUGAUUUGUUAUGGCAUGACUUGGAUACCCUUAGUUGGAAUAAUAUUUCCCAUGCCAUUCUUUCUUCUAAUAGUCAUAAGACAUGUUGUACUACCAAAGUUCUUUGAACCACUUCACUUGCAUGAACUCGAUGCACACGAGUAUGAAGAAGUCCUAGCUUCAACCCCUUCUUUGCGUCGCGUGUCUUUCUCUUUCAAGGAAAAUGCAACUCCUUAUCUCAACAUUACUCAAAAAGAAGAAGAGACGGAAGACAAAUUUUCUGAUUCAGAAAUGUUAGACAAGUUAACAACCAAUAGAGGAGAAUUAAAAAUUAGAACUGUGAGCUUUCGUAGCGAAAGAUGGGCUUCAACUGCUACCAAAGAGGUGAACCCUAGAACUUGGAGCUUUCGACACGAACCACAUUUCAAGGUCCAUCCGGAGGACAUAGUUUAGCUCAAUAUCUGCGAUUGAUGGAGUUGAAAACCUGAUGAUGAUGACAAAUCAUGGAAUCAUAUGAUGGUCAUAGUUGAAGAUGCAAUUCGAGAUCAGAAUCUUAAAUUUCAUUUGUUUAAUGUUAUAGAUGACUAGAUGUACAUGUACAUACAUAUCAUCUGUGUAGAUAUAUUGGUACAUA